Messenger RNA from Malaya genurostris, 788 nucleotides. It is a transcript of the gene Sod1, whose product is annotated as superoxide dismutase [Cu-Zn]. The transcript is spliced from 3 exons. Bases 127 to 588 code for a protein of 153 amino acids. Gene Ontology annotation, biological process: removal of superoxide radicals. The record is from RefSeq and is a predicted model, not a curated record. Lineage: Eukaryota; Metazoa; Arthropoda; Insecta; Diptera; Culicidae. Gene Ontology annotation, molecular function: superoxide dismutase activity; copper ion binding.
AAAAUUUUUACCUGGCAUCUCUGAAUUUAAUCGUCUUUCUUCAUUCACUGUGAAGGCAUAAGGAAGCGAAACCGUUUUGUCUCGUUUUUUUAUUGAUCUUAAGUGAACAGUUUCAAAGAACUUAAAAUGCCGGCUAAAGCUGUUUGCGUACUGAGUGGCGAUGUCAAGGGCACCAUUUAUUUUGAACAGAAUGGAGAUUCAGACCCGGUUAAAGUCACCGGUGAAGUAAGCGGUCUGAAACCGGGUAACCAUGGUUUUCACAUUCAUGAGUUUGGCGACAAUACUAAUGGCUGUACUUCGGCUGGACCGCAUUUUAACCCGCACAAGAAGGAACAUGGCGGUCCGGAUGCCUCUGAAAGACAUGCUGGAGAUUUGGGUAAUGUUGUUGCAGAUGCCAGUGGCGUUGCAAAAGUGGACAUCAGUGACAAGCAGAUUUCUUUGGCUGGCUCUUUGAGCAUUCUCGGACGUACUGUCGUUGUACAUGCCGAUCCGGAUGAUCUUGGAUUGGGAGGACAUGAGUUAAGCAAAUCUACCGGAAACGCUGGAGCUCGUUUGGCUUGCGGAGUGAUUGGGAUUUGCAAGGCUUAAUUCCAACUUUUAGUAAUAACAGAGUUUAAAACACUUGAAUAUGAUUCGAGUUAUAGCAUCACUUUGCUAAUUCUGGGUAGUGGCAACUGUCCCCUAAUUUAAGAUUACUAUCAUUGGUGUCCUUAACUGAUAUGUCAGAAUGCUUUACACUUCCGUCAUUUCCAAUAAAUAUGGGAGCUCAUAAACCGGUACUAAAUUUA